This is a messenger RNA of Salvelinus namaycush (lake trout), 5529 nucleotides long. RefSeq names its product la-related protein 4 (gene larp4aa). The record is from RefSeq and is a predicted model, not a curated record. Gene Ontology annotation, cellular component: cytoplasmic stress granule; cytosol. The transcript is spliced from 16 exons. Gene Ontology annotation, biological process: positive regulation of translation. NCBI's taxonomy places the organism in Eukaryota, Metazoa, Chordata, Actinopteri, Salmoniformes, Salmonidae. Gene Ontology annotation, molecular function: mRNA 3'-UTR binding. The coding region runs from base 433 to 2874 and encodes 813 amino acids.
GUGGCGGACUUCACUAAUGUCUGCCUCUGCCUGCUCUUAGAAAGGUGCGUGCAGGGUGCGUGUCCCUAGUGUCCGCUUCGGUUUCCCGGGUAAGAAUUCGCCUUUGACGCUUGUAAAAAUGUGUGGGAAGAAACAUUAGUGACAAAGGUGGUAUAAGUAGGUUCAUGAUCUGGCAUAGUUUUCGUCUGUAGUAUAUUGUCGUGCGAGUUUGGUUCUUACACGUUGAUUCAACCCGGCUAACUAGCUAAGUAGGAUAGCUUACUUGCUAACCCUGUCUAGUUAGUUAGCUUUAGGUGUUGGCUAAACAAGUCUAGCACGAGAUAAGCAGACUGAUUGUAGACAGUAAAACCAGUAUUUUGAGAGACUAGGAGUGGCAAGCAGGCCGGGGGUUGGGAGGAAAACGACGGGGGAGUCGUGAGCCAGGAGCGGCCGAUGAGUUCGGACCAGGGUGGAGAGCCGCGGCUGCUGCAGGAGGAGGGUGAUCCGGGACCGAAGACCUGUGUGGAGGACGACACACCACUUGGGAUCGGGGGAGGGUCAGGCGGCAUGGUCACCUCCAAGGGCGCCGGUCUGAACCCCAAUGCCAAGGUGUGGCAGGUGUCUGUGGCCCCCGCUGAGGUCCCUCCUGACGGAGCACAGUGGCCCCCGGCUGACGUCACUGAGGGUUAUUCCGAGUCUGUGUCCUCCCCCAGUUGUAAACCGUACAGUGUUGGUUUCACUAUCCUGGAGGACAGCAGCUCCUCGGCAGCAUCCGCAGCUGAGAUCACUGUGAACGGCAUGGAUCCCCCAGACCUGGGCUUCACCCCCACUGAGACCACUACCGGCACAUCAGGGGAGACCAAGCUGACAGAGGAAAGGCCCCUCUCAUCAGAGAACCUGAGAGACUCCCUCAAGAAAGAACUGGAGUUCUGCUUCUCAAGGGAGAACCUGUCCAAGGACCUGUACCUGAUGUCCCAGAUGGACAGUGACCAGUUUGUCCCCAUAUGGACCAUAGCCAGCAUGGAGAGCAUCAAGGCCCUCACUACUGACAUGGAGCUCAUCCUGGACAUACUCCGGUCCUCUCCAAUGGUACAAGUGGAUGAGAAAGGAGAGAAAGUGCGUCCUAAUCACAAACGCUGCAUCAUCAUCCUGAGGGAGGUUCCUGAGACAACACCCGUAGAGGAAGUGGAGUCUCUCUUUAAAAAUGACAACUGUCCAAAAGUGAUUAGUGUGGAGUUUGCGCACAACAACAACUGGUACAUCACAUUCCAAUCUGACACUGAUGCUCAACAGGCACACAGAUAUCUAAGAGAAGAGGUGAAAACAUUUCAGGGGAAACCUAUCAUGGCGAGGAUAAAAGCCAUCAACACAUUCUUUGCUAAGAAUGGCUACCGUAGCAUGGACAGCAGCAUGUACGCUGCCCAGACCCAGUCCCAGUACAACCCUAACCUGUACAUGCAGCACGUGUACAGCCCUCAGCAGCAGUACCCUCUCUACGGCAUCGUACCACAGACCUGGACACCCUCUCCUACACCCUACUUCGAGACUCCUCUGGCACCAUUUCCCAACAGUGGCUUUGUGAAUGGAUUCAGUUCUACUGGACACUACAAAACUGGCAACAACUCCCUUAAUAUGACUCGGCCCUAUAACAGAAACCGGGCACACGUGAAGCCCCAGGUGGGGAGACCAGGCGACGUGGCCCCUGUUCCCCUGGAGAGCUUGACUGGCCUGAGGAGUCCCCAGCCCCCCACCACUGGCCCUGGACCUCUGCAGACCCAGACACCUCCAGACCUGACCUCAGCCUUCCCCCACAUCUCCACCUCCUCGGACCUCAACGAUGACGGAAGCAUGGCUGGACGCGGAAGAAGGACUACAUACAGAGGCACAAGGAGGAGGAGAGAGGAUGAGCGGAUUACGAGGCCCAUACCCCUGGCUGAGGUAAAGGUGCCGGUCCCUAAGUUUGACCUGGCCGCUACUAACUUCCCCCCGCUGCCGGGCUGUGUGGCCAGUACACAGGGAGAGCCCCUACUGGAGAAUAGGAUGUCAGACGUGGUGCGAGGACUGAACAGAGACAAGACGCCGGAACAAGCAAACAAGGAAUCGAGCAAGGAAGUGGGUGCCGAACCAGUCCCAGCCCCGACCCCAGCCCCAGGACAUGAGGAGGCAGUGUGUGUCUCUAAUCUUGCUCAGCUUGCAGCCAAACCUGCUGCACUCCCCCACGGAACCCCCAUCCAUGCACCUGCCCCCAGUGUACCCCAUCAGGAGAAGAAGUGGGAGAAGGUGGAGAGGGUAGCAGAGCCCCCAGCCCCCAAAGUGACCCCACCCACACCUGCUCCCUGUGCGGCCAACCCAUCCGGACUCCCCUCCACACAGCCAGCUAUGCCUGGCCCCAAGCCUCAACCCAGCACAGUGUCCUCCACUCCAGCUACACCCAGCACACCAGCCACCAUCGCUACCCCUGCAUCAGUGGAGCCCCGUAAGCUUAGCUAUGCCGAGGUGUGCCAGCGAGCCCCCCCUCCGGCCCCCCCAGCCUCAGCCUCCCCUUCCACGCCAGCCCAGCCUCUGCGUGAGCUGCGCGUCAAUAAGGUAGAGGAGCCAGGCUCCAGCUCUACCACCAGCUCGGGCGACCGCCCCAGGGGAGACCGGCAGGACAAAGCCCAGGAUAGGGACGGUGGCUGGGAGUGCAAGGAGACCCGUCCCCGUGAUCGUGACCACCGUGACUCCCGGGAUGGAGGCUACUACCGCAGCAACGGGCCCUCCAGACAGGGAGGCUACGGGGGCCUCAAGUUCCGUGAACAGAGACGGGGCCCCCAACCAGCCUGCCGCAGCUCCCCCCAAGGUGGCCCCCGACACACUGGCAAAGAGCAGAACAUCCCCCCGGUAUCGCCAAAGUAAAACUUCCGAUAUGAAUAACGAAAACAAACAAAAGUAUGAAAUAUAUACAUGGAUAUAAAUAUAUAAAAAAUGAAAUGCAUAUAUCUUGAAUGAAAAGCAACAAUCUUAACGGUAGCCGCCUCCUCCUGUCUGCCUCCUGGAGCAUUGUCCCAAAGAAAGGAAAAAAAGCUUUGUGAAAUGACAAUGAAAUGAAAAUGGAAGCCUGGGGACAUCCAGGAGAAAGUAGGGCAAAAAAAGAAACUGCUUAAGAAGUGUGAACUUUCACAGUGAUUUUUAAAAAGGAAAAAGAUCUCAAUUAGGCCUCGUAAACAAAUGUAUUCACGGAAUUUAAAAUCAAUGAUUUUAAAAUCAAUGUGCUCUCUUUGGAGGCUGUUUCAUUUUCUUCUCUAACUGAGGGGAGGUGGGACAUUUGGGCCCUGUAUUAAGGCCCUCUACCAUUUUUGAUUUUAAAGAAUAGAUGUUGGUCUGCAAGAAACAUAUGCACUAAAGAAUAGAACAUACAUGCAUACAUGUCGUGUACACAUACAAAGAUAUCACUAACAACACAGUGACGACGAGACAUAUUAUUUUUUUCUUGUGAGCGUCGGUUUGGCACGGAUAAAUGGCUGUAGACAAGCUGGGUUGAUUAAUUAAGAUGUCUGUUAAUGCAUUGACUGCUGCUAAGCAAACAGAUUGGGACAGAGUGCUACAGUUCAGUUUGCUGUUGCACUGAAUUUCAUGAAACUAACAAGCGGCUCAUUGUGAUUCUAACAUUCUAGAAUCAGAAUCGAUGACCUGAAAUUAGGCCGUUAGAGAUGAUCCUCUGUUUGUUCAUUGAAAAUAAAAAAUAUAUAAUUUGAGGCUUGGUAAUUAUUGUCUCAACUAUGUUAUCUGUAAGGUCAACAAAAUGAUCAGAAACAAUCAAGCUACAGUUUUAUGUCGGUGGUUUUUGCCCAGAGCUGGAAGGCUCUUGUUUGCAGAAGGAAGGGUGAAUUAUUAUAAUAUUUUUUUAAAAGUUGAAAUCAAUUCUGGGUAGGAGCAGCGCAACGCGCGGUCCGACUCGCAGAUCGCAGUCUCCUGGUCCAAUGCUGUUUAUUUGAAGUUGUUUCAUCUAUUUUUAUCUUUAUUUCCUGAUUUGUCUGGAUUUCCCGUCUUCUAACGGAUUCAGAUCAUACAUACUGAUAAUCAGUCAGGCUCUCUGUUUACAACUUACUAUUCACAAUGGGAUUGUAGCUUAGUUAGGCUAUUUUUAUGGAAACCUAGGGAAUAGAUAUGUUGAUGUAGACUGGGUGCCAGUCUGUUUCGUCUCUUGCCCUAACUCCUUAUGUAAUUGUCAUGUUUGGCUUAACAAUGACAGCAAUGGUGUUGGCAAGGGCACGAACAGAUCUGAGACCAGGCUAAGGUCGAUGCAGUCAAACCUGACUGUCUGUGCUUAGGUUGAUGAGUUGACCGGAAUGGUCUUGGCAAGAUCUUGUUGGUUUCUCCACAUCAAUGCAGGAUAUUCAGGUUUAGCAACACAUUCUGUGUAUUGUAAAUAUAAAUAAAUGAUGGUAUAGCAAUAUCAUUCAGAAGUAGGCUGAAUGCUGUUAGCUGAGAGUGAUUUAGCUAGCUUAUAUAAUACAUUUGGCAGCGAAGUAAAGGGGUUAAACGAUAUCAGACCAUUUCUAUGUGCUAUGUGCCAGCUGCCUACGAUCCUAGUUGACUUGGUAGGGUAAAAGCUUUGGUUGUGUCCCAAAUGGCACCCUAUUACCUAUAAAGGGCACUACUUUUGACCAGGGCCCUGAUCAAAUGUAGUGCAUUAUAUAGGGAACAAGGUGCCAUUUGCGACGCACAAGAGUUGAAUCGUUCGGCAAGGUUUGCUAGGUAAUGUAGUCCUUUGGGGAAACUUUGUCCCAGUUAAACUGAACAUUAGAACUGUAGAGGUGUAGUUGCCUAUGCUAUAUCAUAUUAUUAACCCUUCACUAGAGGUGUGUGUGGGAGAAUGUAUUUGUUCUAGUGCUGAACUUCCAGAGAAGGGGAGGCUGGCAUUUAUCCACCACUGCAGAUUUUGUGCUUUUUAGGGUGAGUUUGCUGUUUUCAAAUUUGAUAAAAACGAAGACCGAAAUUUGACUUGGGUAUUUGCAGUUUGGACUUACUGGACAACGUUAUUUGCUUUUUACAUUUUAUUUAUUUUAAUCCUACUGUGCAACGCUUUUCCCAAUCUUGGUAGGCUGGUUUCCCCAAAGUUGUGUGUGAAAUCGCAUUGGCAAAGAAUCACGCAUUUGACAUUGUUUGAGAUUUCAACUGAGAGAAAUACUUGAUGCAUUGACUUGGGGUUUAGUAAUGUAGUUAUAAAUGAUUUAAACAAUCACCGAGGCUUUUUUUUUCUCCAUUUCAUGAGUUUUGAGCAGCUAGUGAUCUAGUGUAAUGAAAUAAAUCCACUUGUUUAAAAAAAAAAAAAAAAAAAGUCUUACUGUUUAAGUAAUGUGAAAUCAUUUUAGAAGCAUAUGGUAAUGACAUUGAGGUAGACAGGCUUGUGAAAAUCUACAGGAAUUGCUUUUUUCUCAUGCUUGGCAUUUUUUUAUUUUUGGUUUGGGGUGGCAACAAGGAAAUAUGGCAAUGGAUCAAUUAAGUGUUUGAGACACUAAAUUCUAAAACUGUAUGAAAUGUCACAAAAAAUAAAUUAUUUUGAUUUGG